AGUGUCGUGCGUUGCGUCGGAGUGUGGGUUGUCGGUGGAGCGUUCGUCAGUGACAGGCGAGUGUUGGUGCGUGGAACGGCGUGCCGUGCAGCGGACGGCCGGGCGACACACAUGCGCCCUCGCGAGUGCCUAGGCAGCAGCUGCCGGGCGCCGGACGGCGGGUAGUGCAGACAGGCUAGGGGGGCAGAGCCCGACCCGAAGGCGUGGGUGACAGCGACACUGUGGAAAUAUUAACCAAGCAUGGCAACUACAGCGUUGGGUAUUCUUCUGCUUCGCCUCGUUCUUCCAAUCUGCCUUACAGCAUGUGUUGUAUUCAGGCAGAACCUUUUGUCUUUUAUCUACCUCCUCUUGUUUUUCUACGCACCAUGGGUUGGGGUUCCAUCUGCCAAAAGCAUGCAAGGUGCCACUGGCUGGUACCUGCAGAUUGUCAUGAUAUGCAGUUUUCUGACCUCGAUGGCACAACUGUCCUUCCAGAUAGUGCUUCUGUCUAUGCCACCAUACGGACAUUUCCUGGAACCUUGCGAAUUCCUGGAAAGAGUGCUGCGACAUAUUGGUUUGGUGAGAUUAGAUGGCAUUGGCUGGGUAGAUGCUGUUCGUACCCUGACUCCUGAGGCACUCAUGCUCUUUGUGUCAGUGAUUGUGUAUGUAGUGUGCACAAAUGCGGUGGGCGGAAGGCGCCGACUGAGUGAAGCAUCAGCUGGAAGCCUCCCGUCCACCGCUGCAAUCCUCCCAUCGAACACUGCCAUUCAUAAGAAGGAACAAAGCACAUCUCAGUUUGUAAUGACAUGUGGAAAGUAUGUGGUCUUGAUAUCUCUGUGUGCGGCUGGCUCCAUGCGUCCAUCUGUUCCUGGAGGUGUAUAUUUUCUCACCUUCAUUGGAGGUAUGACAUGGUGGGCCAGUGGACGGGCUCUGGGACGUGCAUUUGGUGGCAUGUUGUACAUCAUCAUUUGCAUAUCUGUUCUCCAUAUCAUUGCGCUUUUUGGAGUUCAACUGCAGUGGGUUCAGGACCUCAUUGGAGAAGGAGAUUGUAACUAUUGCAGGUAUCUGGGGCUCACACGUCUGGCAAUAACUAACUGCACUACAGAUCCUCGAUCCAUUACCUAUGAAUCAGCAGAAUGGGCAUCUUAUGUGAACCCAUUUAUUUUGCUGUGGUUAUAUUUCAUAGUUACACUCGAGGCCAGAAUACUCAUCAAAAAACAUGCUGAGCCCAAAGAGCAAAUAAGUGAAGGAGGAAGUCUAAAACCCCCUUUGUCACGUGAAAUUUCAUUGCGCAUCUCUCGCAGAGCGAGUAGAUGGAAAUCAGCUACUCGGAAAGUGCGACUGAUGCGAGGGGUUAGUCCAACUGGCAACUACAGCACUACCGCAAAUCAUGCUGCCGCAGGGCUGGAUGCUGGCCCUGGUAGCCUUUACCAGGAUCCUCAUGGAAGUGUCACUAUUACGGAGGUCAAUGACAUAGUCCAAAUGGAGAGCCUGGGUGACGCGAAAGAAAGUCCUGAGGAAAGUAGUGGAGAUCUUUUUGAUCAGUUAGUAAGCUGCAUUACUUCUGUUAUGACAAUACUCAACAGAUCAUCGUAUAUUGCCACCAAUAUUGUCAUGAUGGCCUGGAGCAUUACCUACCAUAGUUGGCUGACUUUUGUGCUGCUGCUGUGGGCCUCUGUCCUGUGGAUGUUUCCUAACCAGCGCCAGGCUUCACUCAACAGUUCCCCUGUAUUAGUACUAUAUGCUAUUUGUCUUCUGCUCAUCCAGUAUAUUUAUGGCAUGGACCUCACAGAUGCAGAACUACCUCAGGAAUUACAAAACAUCAACCUUCAGCAAAUUGGCUUUUUCAAACCUCUGGAACUACCAUGCAAACCUCUUUUUGCUAAGUCUCUCUACACUGUGAUGUUCUGGAUAACGCUUCGCCAGUUUGUAUACGAGCGUUUCCAGAGGAAGACGAGACAUACACUAGAGGAUAUGGCUGCUCCUCUACAAGUCACUGUUACAACUGCAACCACAGGGUUUGGUGACUCAUCUUCACAGAAACCCACUCCCCUUGUUACGAAGCUUGGAGAAAUUGUCAUUCAUUUUCUCACCAAAUUCUGGAUUUGGGUUGUUGCAAUAAUGCUUUUUGUGAUUGGAAUGAGUGGAAAAAACAUGACAAUAUUCCGAAUUAUAUACACCGCUCUCUUUUUACUUUUCGUUUUAGUAUUCCAGUUAUCUUAUGCUGCAUGGCGAAAAUUCUUGUAUGGAUUUUGGAUAACGGUUAUUAUUUAUUCUCUUGCUAUCUUAGUGAUGGUUUACACAUACCAAUUUGAUAACUUCGAUACAUAUUGGGCAAGAAUGGGAAUAUCAGAAACUCUCCAAGAAGAUAUUGGAUUGGAGAAGUUCCAGACAGGAGAUCUUUUCGUUCGACUACUUAUUCCAACAUUUUUCUUGGUUAUAACUGUUAUACAAUUACAUUACUUUCAUCGAGAUUUUCUUGCCUUAUCAGAUAUUAAUGCAAGAAAUGAAACUUCUAAUGGUGAAAGACCAGAGGAAAGUACUCUUCCUAUAGAUAUUGAAGAUACUGGUCCUGAAAGUGGUCAGUUUGAGAAGAAACACAGUUUUCUGCGAACUAUGCAUAGACAUAUGUCUCAUGAAGAAAUCGAAAGAGCUUGGAAGAGAAUGAAAGAUAGAAUAGAGAAAUGUAUUGACUACAUUUGGCUGUAUUUGGAAAUUCACAUGUACAAAAUAAUGCUUCUCUCGAUUGUCUUACUAUGUGUGCGUGAUGUGUGUGCAGUACAUUUUAUUCUUUUACUGAUGGCUGUUGUUGCUUUAUCAUUUGGUACCAGAAUACAUUCUCUCAUCACCAAAAUAUGUUCAGCUCUUGUCAGUGUCUUUCUGCUAUCAAAAAUGAUAUAUCAAAUUCAGUAUAUCAAACCAGAUAUACAUGAUGUGAAUUGUACAUUCUCUGUGCUGGGUACAAAUAUAACAAAUUACACAUUUAACAAUCUACAAUGGGUUGGCUUGGAUAAAACUAAUGAUGAACUUUCUUUACCCGAAUUAGUAAAAGGCUAUAUUGGUUUAAUUUUCUUGGCAACUAUAUUGGCAGUCAUUAUUAUUCGUCAACAAUAUAGACGCCAAAAAAUGAAUUUGCCUUUAAAACGUCCUGAAGUUCUUUUUCCUGAUAUUAAUAGAAACAAUGCUGAUCGAAAUCUCAAGUCAGGUAUUCAGUUCUUGGUGAACUAUGGGUUUUACAAAUUUGGAAUCGAAAUUUGCUACAUUCUAGCUGUUAUAUUAAUUGCAUCUCGCAUGGACAUGUAUGCUCUUUUACAUUGUAUAUGGUUAUGUGGCUUGUUCAGUUUGGAAAGAGAAACAUUGGCCCGAAUUUGGGGGUUUUACCACAUAUUCAUUGCCUUAACCAUUUGUAUUCAAUAUGCCUUUGCAGUUGGAUUACCCACUGCCAUGUGUAUAGAAUAUCCUUGGUAUACUUCAGAAACUUUACGACAUGUUCAAGAUUGGGCUUUUUUGCCAGAUCCCUUGUAUCCCCUGCCAGUCUAUAAAAUUGUUGCGGAUUUUAUUUUGUUAAUAUUGGUUUCUCAACAAGGGGUAGUAUUUUACCUUGAAAAGAAGCAUGGUGCCGAUUACAAUGGGGGAAGUAAUCAAGACAUUACUCACCUCAUCGAUGAUCCACAUUAUGCCAACCCUAUUCCUGAUUUCAUAUCAAUUGCAAGAUCUUGGCUUGAUAUAGUGAAACAGCGUGUACUCUGCACCCUGAUGUGGGUCACUUUAGCUGUGAUGUUUUUGGCUGGAACUAACCGAGUGAGCCUGUUCUCUUUGGGAUACCUCAUAGGUGCAUUUGUGUUCUUGUGGCAAGGAGAGGAUUUUUAUCUUCGCUCUGUGAAAGUAAUUCUACAUUGGUGGAACUAUCUGUUGGGUUAUAAUGUAGCAGUAAUUUCCUGUAAAACUCUACUGCAAAUUGUUGGCUGUAUUUUUCUUAAAGAAACAAAACAGAGUGCAUGUACAGUUGUGCAGUUAUUUGCAAUAUCGUGUAUUAAAAGAGCUGGAGAGACAGACCCAAAUGAUGCAGAUGAAGAUGAAUGUGCUGUGUCAGAUGAAGUAAUAGGUUUAUUUUGGGACACAAUGUGCUUUGUAUUUUUGAUAGCAAUGCGCAGAGUAUUUAAAAGCCAUUACUUCAUUCACAUCGUUAAUGAAACCAAGGCAAAAACAAUACUUGCUUCGAGAGGGGCAGAAUUGAUAGAACAACUUCACCUGGACCAAAUUAAAGCUCAAGAAGAUCAGGAACAUACUAUGCUUGAGAAAAUUAAGCAGAAAAUGGAGAAGAUCAAAGCAUCGCAACAGAAAAUGCAAGAUACUUAUCGUGAACCAUCUAAUCACUUUGAAGCUGGAAAAAGUGCAAUGAAGCCCUACAAACCUCCAAAGUUUAAUCGAGAUGCCAUUCGUUCUGGUGAUUACUACAUGUUUGAAGAAUUGGAAGACGAGGUUUGUGAUUUGGAAGAGAAAGAAGAGGAUGAAUCAGGUGAUGAAAAUGAUCCACUAUAUCCAAGUGGUAAACGGAAGAUGUCAAUGAGUCAGUUCUUAACAUCAGCACUGAAGACAGAUCUUAAGAAGGCCACUGACCUAGCCCUUGCGGGGCAGUCCCCUCAGGCUUCAGACGGGAGCACAGGCCUGGGGCCCCUGCCAGAGUCUGUGUGCUCUCCACAGGAGCGAGCUGCUUUCUUUCAUGCGCGCUCUGAGCCGUGUGACGCACCCCUCUCACACUCCAGCACUUCAACUCGCAGUGAACGUCACCCUGUUUAUGGUGUUGGAGAUCCAUUGUCAGGUCAAGGACCUGAAAAGCGACCUGAUGAGGGGGAAGGUCCUUCAGAUCAAAAAUCUUUAGGACCUGAAGAAGAGGAUGAAAAAAGUCCAAAUAUAUGGCACAAGAUUGCUACUUUCUUGAAGUUUGCAUGGGCAUUUGUUGAAAGUGCUAUGGUAUCAAUGACCAUUUACUUGAAUCGUUUCUCCCGUGACUAUAGAUAUGUGCGGAAAGUUCUAACUGUUGAAAAGAAGAUGCUUAAGGAGAAACCAGGAUUUGGACGAGGAAUACGUUCUGGAUCUGGAAUGAUUUGGGAACCUCCACCUGGUGCUACUGCUAGUCGAGUGAGUCACUUGGACUUAAGAGUUGAUCAAGAGGAUUCAUUUGAAGAUGAAAGUGAAAUUCCUGAUUUUAAGGACUUUUGGAGGCUUCCUGGGGAGAGCCUUAAGGUGCCUGAAAUCCGCAUUGUGGCUCCCAGUCUGGAGCGAGGCUUGGAUUCCGAUGGUGGCAGUCCAUCUCACUUGCCAAGUGUGGAUGAAAUAGACCAGAGAGACUUUAUGAAGCAAUCAGACACUCCAGCUUUUAUUUACUUAGUGCAAGCAAUGUGGUUUGCGUUCAUUGCUCACACAGACUCUGUUUGCUACUUCAUGGUGUUUUUGCAUCAAGUCAGUGAACCAACUAUUUUAUCUCUUCCAUUGCCAUUGAUGGUAUUUUUGUGGGGGACGUUAAGUGUUCCUCGGCCUACAAAAACCUUUUGGGUCACCAUGAUUGCUUACACAGAGGUGAUUGUAGUGAUAAAAUGCAUGUUUCAAUUUGAACUGUUGCCAUGGCAUGAAGAAAGUCUUUCUGAGAAAUCUCCUUUCUUCCCUCCUCGAAUUCUGGGCAUUGAGCGUGAUCCUCAUUAUGCUGUUUAUGAUCUUGUUCUGUUGCUGAUUAUUUUCCUGCAUCGCUUCAUGCUAAAGUCAAUGGGUCUCUGGAAGAGCACAAAUGAAGAUGAAAUUCAGCUGGAAGAAGGAGAACAUUAUUUUAUGAUGGAAGAAGGAUUAGAAUCCAACACACUGCCCUCUUCUCAUACGGAGAACAUGGAUACAACAGAGGAAGGAAAUAAUUUGCGUCAUCGGUUUGGCUCUCAGCGAAGCAGAAUAGCAACACGUGCAGGACGCCAACUGCUGAUGGUGGAACAGCCUGCAGAGGAAGGUGAUGAACAGUCGCCACCUGCAGAAGUGUCGGAAAGUGGAGGACAGCUAGUUGUGGUGAAAGCACAAGCUCAGUCUCUAUGUCAGCACUUCCCCAAAGCAUUUUCCAUGAUGACAUCAAAGUAUGGAGAAUCAGUGAAAAUCUUUUUUAAAGAUUUACUGUCGCCAUCCAAAAAAGUGAAAGCUGAUGUUUAUGCAUACAUGUUUAUGUGUGACUUUUUCAAUUUUUUAGUUAUUAUUUUUGGAUUUGCUGCAUUUGGACCUCAAAGAGAAGAUGAUGGUGGAGUUCUUUCAUAUCUAGAAGAAAACAAAGUGCCUAUUCCUUUCCUAAUAAUGUUAAUCCUUCAGUUUGCAUUAAUUGUAAUAGAUCGUGCUCUUUUCUUGCGCAAGUACAUUCUUGGCAAAUUAGUCUUCCAGUUUUGUCUAGUCGUUGGAGUACAUAUUUGGCUCUUCUUUGUUCUUCCUGGUGUUACUGAAAGGUCAUUCCGAGAAGCUUUAACACCACAAAUGUGGUACAUGGUAAAAUGCUUUUACCUUCUACUAUCUGCGUAUCAAAUACGUAGUGGUUACCCAACUCGUAUAUUGGGUAAUUUUGUGUGCAAAAGAUAUAAUAUCAUUAAUAUGGUUUUAUUUAAAGGAUUCAUGUUUGUACCUUUCUUAUUUGAACUUCGGGCAUUGAUGGACUGGGUUUGGACAGAUACAUCAAUGACCUUGUGGGAUUGGUUAAAGAUGGAAGAUAUAUUUGCACAUAUUUUUGGUUUGAAAUGUGAACGCCGAAUGGAACAAGAAUAUCCACAACCCAGAGGGCAGAAGAAAGCAGCUCUUGUGAAGUACAUCAUGGGUGGAAGCUUCCUUUUUCUCAUAAUUGGCAUCAUAUGGUUCCCGUUGGUUAUUUUUGCUCUGGGCAACACAGUUGGCAUGCCCAACCUCCCUCAUGAUAUGAGCAUGACUCUAAGCAUCAGUUCUUAUCCACCAUUGUAUAGUGUCUCUGUUCAAAGUCCAUCAAUAACCAAAGGAGCACAGACAUUCUUUUCAAAUUAUGAUUAUGAGGAUGUUGCUGUUGCAAAGUUCAGUCAUAAUGCUUCUAAUAUUUGGACAAUAUCACCGCCAGAUCGCUUACGUCUUAUUGAUGAAAUUCAGUCCAAUAAAGAAAUAAUAUUCCAACUUAGCUGGAAUUUAGUGAGAAAGAGUGCAAGUAAAAGUUCUACAGGAAAAGCAAGCGACAGUUCCAAAUGGAUAAUGGACAAAACCCAUGAGACUGAAAGAAAAGAAUUCAUAAAAAUAAUAAAAAUGGAUGCAAAUGCCACAAAUAUAACAAUCGGGCACUUGUUCCCAAAGUUUCUUAAAUUUACUAAUAGAGAUACUGUUCACCCAGUCCCACAGUUAAUGAAAGGAGACACUGAAGAAGAAAAGUCCCUCCGUAAGUUAACUCUCAGAUUGUAUCGGGGAUCAUUUUUGGAUACUGGUAUAACAGAAGAAUGGUGGGGUAUAUCAGAAUUGUGUGGUGGAGAAAACUUCGAUAUCUUGAAGCAUCUGCCUCAGUACAGCUGUGAUCAUCUAGUUAUGUAUGUUUUCAAUGACAAGGCCUUUCCAGAGACACUUAGCAUUAUAUCAGGAGGAGGAAUCAUCGGUCUGUACACCACAAUGGUUCUCAUAGCCAGUAACAUAUUACGUGGCUAUUUCACGGGACUCUUGAACACAAUCAUGUUUGACGAUUGUCCCUAUGUGGAUAGAAUUCUGCAGCUAUGUCUGGAUAUCUACUUGGUACGAGAGAGUGGUGAACUGGCCUUGGAAGAGGAUCUCUUCGCCAAAUUAAUAUUCCUGUAUCGUUCACCGGAGACUAUGAUAAAGUGGACUCGCCCUCGGGCAGAUGAUGAGGCAGAUGUGGAGGAAGAAAGUGUUGCACACCCUGCCCCUCAACAGUGAUCAGCGAUGCAUACAAGAUGUUGGGUUAAGUGAGGUCCAAACUGAAAUAUCGUGCAGUGAACUUCCUGUAUUUGAUUCCUAACAUGUGCCUCAUUCUCUCACUUUUGCUCAUUGUGUGAUGUGGAAAUGAAUGCUGCUAUAUUGGGAAAGACAAAAUUCUGGAAAAACCUGUGCUAUAUUACAGUGUGCUAGCUUGUGAACUUCAGUCUUCUUAUAAUUAAUAUCAGUUUUAUGUUCAAAACAUACAGUUGAGCCUGUUUCAGGCUUCUGUGCAUCUGUGAAAAUGAGCUUUAUUCGUAUAUGCUAAUUGGUUACAGUGCUGUGAUAUUAAAGUGCACAUUUCAAAUGUGCUGAAUACCAGUUACAAAAUUAAUCAAUUAGCAAAACUGGAAACAAAACUUAUUGUUAUGAAAUUAUUGGUGAAAUUUGCUUUUGUGAGCAUGUUGCCAACAAAAUGAAACAGAAUUUCUUCAAUUAUUUAUCAUUUUGAUGUUGAUUAUGUUGCAUGUACAAGUUGUUCUUCUAGUGACAAACGUUUACUGGAAAAGCAUGUAAAAACCCUAUUUGAUGAUGGGACUGUGUCUGAUUACAUACAGAAUUUAUAUGCAGUUGUACAAUUUUGCAAUUGAUAAUGCUAAAAUGUGAUAUUAAGUCUAUUUAUGUGAUAAGCACUUCCCUGGACAGUACUCAGGUUUGGUGUUACAUAUUUUGUAUUUUGUGGCAGCCAUAAUAUAAUUUUCCAGGCAUUUUUAAUGUAGUGUAUUACUUGUUGAUAUUUUAAUAAUUUGCACAUACAUUGUUUGCAUAUGAAUGUUGCACAAACUCUGUUUGUAUUUUGUAUAUGAAUAAUUUAUUAAAAUAUAAUAGAAAUAAAAUAAUGUAAUUUAG
Gryllus bimaculatus (two-spotted cricket) is the source of this 8787-nucleotide messenger RNA. The record is from the annotation of a GenBank genome assembly. NCBI's taxonomy places the organism in Eukaryota, Metazoa, Arthropoda, Insecta, Orthoptera, Gryllidae.